UGGGCAUAAGUACCUGUAGCUUCUGACCUGCUCAUAUGUACCCAAUCCUUUAGUUGGUGUCCCCACCGAAGCUCAACUCUGGCUACGUCUUUGGCUGGAUUCUGCUACGAUUAACGACCAACAUUUCCCUCUAUUUGCACGCCGCAAUGGAAGAAUCCGAGCCAUCAGUAAGGUAUUCAGUUCAGACACUGAACCGAGUGACUCUGGAUUACGAACCAUGUUGUUUGGAGUUUUGGGAUACCACCCAUUUUGUGGUGGGAUAUUAUCAUCUCGACAAGCAAGAUGAAGACAAUGAAGAGCAUGGAAAGGCGCAAGUUCGAUCGGGCGCCAUAGAUAUCAUGAAGAUUAUUGGGUCUGAGGGCGAUAUACAGUAUCUAGAAAGAGUGGCCUUCAAUACCUCCAGCGUUCUUGACCUCCAUUUCCAAGAGUCGUCGAAUCGUGUUGAAGGGUCAGACCCCAUCCUCGUCGCCGCUCUAUCAACCGGUAGUCUCGUCUCGUAUAAGCUACGUCAAACCACCAAAUCAUCAACCGAAACCCGUUUUCAAGAACAGACCUUCCAUCAAGUUGCGCCACCAACCAUCUUGGUGACCGCAUUCCAAUUCCACACAGAUCCGAACAUCAUCUGUGCAGCAUUGUCGACUGGAGAAAUAAUCCUUUGCGUGCUCGAUCUCUCAAGUCCAGCGAUCAGCCCGGAAAGUGAACCGCGUAGUGUAGACUAUCGCGACACCGAGAAGCUCAUGACGAUAUGUAACCAUGAUCUCGAAGCAUGGUACGUCGUGCCGUCCAUAGACGGAAUAUCAGUUCUAUCAGGAGGAGAUGAUGCGACGUUUCGGGUCAGUGACUGCAGUGGUUUCCUUGCCGCACAUUCCGACGGAGACAAAUUCAGCGUAGGCGCACCGGUACAACGAGUGGACAGACGGAUCCAUCAAGCAGGAGUCACGGUGAUUUAUCCCUUGUCGAAAUCCAUCAUGUUAACAGGGAGCUACGAUGAUCACAUCCGAGCGGUUUCCGUGCCGUCAGUGGGCCGACCCACCGUUCUCACGGAACUGGACCUCGGAGGAGGAGUCUGGAGGCUUCAAGAGCUUUCACGCACGCAACACCGCCCAAUGGACGCCUCGAAUGACCGUGUUUCGUGGGUGGUUCUGGUCAGCUGCAUGUACGCCGGUGUCCGUGUCGUUGAGAUUAAACUCGAAAAUGACAUAUGGAGCAUCGAUGUCCUUGCACGGUUCGAGGAGCAUAAGAGCAUGAACUAUGCCAGUGCAGCUAUUCCGAGCGCCGACGGCCAUCUUUGGAAAGAAGAAGGAGGAGCGGAGUUCGUUUCCACCAGCUUUUAUGAUAAGCUCCUAUGCGUAUGGAGAACGGGCCCGCAGGAUGGAAAUCGGUGUGCCACUAUAUCUGCUACGGGAACAUGA
Molecule: messenger RNA, 1412 nt
Organism: Eremomyces bilateralis CBS 781.70
Lineage: Eukaryota; Fungi; Ascomycota; Dothideomycetes; Eremomycetales; Eremomycetaceae
Exons: 2
Coding region: 147-1412 (421 amino acids)
Molecular function (GO): protein binding
Source: RefSeq, a predicted model, not a curated record